This is a messenger RNA of Mya arenaria, 1850 nucleotides long. RefSeq lists its product as uncharacterized. Gene Ontology annotation, molecular function: zinc ion binding; ubiquitin-protein transferase activity. Lineage: Eukaryota; Metazoa; Mollusca; Bivalvia; Myida; Myidae. Gene Ontology annotation, cellular component: nucleoplasm; chromatin. The coding region runs from base 54 to 1850 and encodes 598 amino acids. The transcript has 3 exons. Gene Ontology annotation, biological process: positive regulation of DNA-templated transcription. The record is from RefSeq and is a predicted model, not a curated record.
AUUCGAGUGACUAUCGGAAAGGACUUGCUUUCAAGCGUUAACAAAAACUCAAGAUGGAUGCAGUCUCAGGGAAAAUGGCACCCAUGGGAACAGGAUCGGUCUCUGACCAUACUUUCUGCCAGCCAUGCGCGAACGAUGACAAGACCAUCCCUCCUGAUGUCUUCUGUACCGUCUGCAAGGAGUUCCUGUGUUCCAACUGUGCCCGAGUACACAGGAACAUGAAGUUUACCAAAAGCCACCCUCUUCAGGACAAGAGUACCAUGCCUUCUUCACUCCAACCAGAGAGUGAGAAUAAGCAUUUUACGGAAACAUGUCAACGCCAUGCCGAAGAGUUCAUAAAAUACUUUUGUCCGAAUCACGAGACACUUCUGUGUGGAGACUGCUUGGCUGAGAAAGAACACAGCUCAUGCACUAUUGAAAGGAUUUCUCAAGUGGCAAAGCGGUACAAGGAGGGCCCAAAAUACAACGGUCUGAAGGCAGGACUUGUCCAGGUGGUCAAUGACAUCGGCAACCUUUCAGACAACAUACAAGCGAGCAUGAAAUAUAUUGAUGAAGAGAGCUUUACAAAUAUCAAUGCACUUCGAAAGUUCAGGAAUGAUAUCAACCAAUACUUGGAUAAGAGGGAACAAGAGUUACUGGAAGAAAUUGAGCAGAAGAAACAAAAAUCACAAAGCCUGUUGAGUGAACUAAAAUCAAAUUGCCAAGACAUACAAGCUGCCACUGAGAAGCUCAAGGCUGAGCUACAAGCCAAGGAGGUCAACAGUAACCAGUUGUUCAUAUCUGGAACAAGGGCAAUUAAGGAGUUAGUCGGUUUUCAGUCAGCCCUUAAAGACAUCAGAGGUAAAAAUAGUGUGUCAUACUUCAAGUUCACAAGGGACCCCACCACAGAACAGCUGCUGGCUUCAUGCACAGCAAUUGGCAGAGUGGACCAGGUGGCGUCAGAUUUGGCAGACCAGGUGGCGUCAGAUCUGGCAGACCAGCAGACAAAACCUCAGGUGUCAGCCUUAAACCAGAGCCGUGCAGACCUAAGCCAGUCCCAGUUUAGUAAGCUGCCUGACGUCCCAGUAAAGGCAUCAAGUGACACCUGUAACUGCUUCCUGUUCUGUGUGGCCCUCCUGCCAGGGGACAGUCUACUGCUGUCUGAUUACAACAAUCGCUCAUUAAAGCUGGUUGACACCACGAAUAACAAGCUGGUGUCUCAGGUGAAUCUGCCAGGUGCGCCGUGGGGCCUGUGCCUUUUGCCCGGGGAUAGGGCAGCCGUCACUCUGCCUUGGGAGAAGAAGAUACAGUUCGUUUCUACUCAGGAAAAUGUCACGCUACAGGAUGUUGUUAAAUUAAAUGGACAAUGUUGGGGAAUAGGUUUCUGUGAUGACCACUUGAUAGUGUCCUUUGACAACCCAGGUAAGAUUAUGUUGAUUGACAUGAAGGGAAAGGUGAAGAAGAGUGUGGACAAAGAUAGCAGUGGAGAACCUUUGUUUCAAAAUCCCCUCAUUCUGACAGUGACCAGAGAGAGCCAGACUCCUCCAGCUAUAUACGUCUCAGACAGUGCCACCAACACCAUAACCAAGCUGAGCAUCUCACUAGAGGUGCUCCAGUCCUACCAAGAUCCGAUACUGAGAUCACCAUGUGGUCUGGCAGUCAUUGGGGACAACCAGCUGCUCGUUUGUGGAUGGGGCAGAGACAACAUCCUGGUACUGGACACACUCACCGGCAAGAUAACCCAACUGCUGGGGAAGGAAGAGGGGAUAGAGAGGCCAUACAGUGUGGCUUACUGUUCACUGAGGAAGAUGAUGUUUGUCACCUGCAGACCUGAAUUAGGGAAUUUCGUUAAAGUAUUCAACUUAGUAUAG